UUUUUCGCACAGUAAAUGCUUUACGGCAGCAAUAAUUUUGACAGGCAGAAGCUAGCCUAGCAACAAACUUUAGAAGUUAUUAGCUAGCUACAGUACAUGAGUUGGGUUAGCUACAGAAAAUAAAUUAUAUACUUUAAAAACAGAUUCGCAACUGGUGACAACUUUAACCGUGCAAGCGACUUUUUUUCGCUCUAGCUAACGUUAGCUGGCUAAACGCACUGUCUGCAUGCGAACAAUAACGAAAUCAACAACAUGCCAACCAUGGGAAUGGCUGAAAUAGAUUCCAGCAGUUUCGACGGGGUGCUAACAUGCAGCAAAGAAGUGGUGGUGAUGGAGGGAGACAGGGAAGACCUCGGGACGCUGUGCGCUGAAGAAGAUUUGGUGGCAUCCGCGCUUGCUGCCACUAUCACCUCUCAAGUUAUUGUGGAAGAACUGAGAAGGCUUGGGUUAUGUUCAAACAUAGAGGGAGACGUGGAAUACGUACCAUACGAGUCUGAACUGCAAAUGUCAGACAUCAAAAGGCUUAUUACCAAGGACUUGUCAGAGCCUUAUUCGAUUUAUACAUAUAGGUAUUUCAUUCAUAACUGGCCUCAACUCUGCUUCCUGGCGAUGGUGGAUAAGGAUUGUGUUGGUGCCAUUGUGUGCAAACUGGAUAUGCACAAGAAGAUUCACCGUGGCUACAUUGCCAUGUUGGCUGUGGACUCCAGACACAGGAGGAAGGGAAUUGGUACAUAUCUAGUCAAAAAGGCUAUCUAUGCUAUGAUGGAUGAGGACUGUGAUGAGGUAUGUUUAUUUUACAUAAUCAUAUCUACCCUGGAAGACAUUAGGCAAGAGUGGCCAGACGUCCCCAAUUUCCAGGAACAGUCCCCGAUUUUGGUGGCCUGUCCCCGAAAAUGUCCCUGAUUAGCCCUUAGAAAGAAAAAAGCAACAUUGAAGUUAAAUUGGGGCUGAUAGUUAAAUAAUCAAACGCUGUAUCCAAUCAGAUUUGCAUGUAUCAAUCCCUUUGCCAAACUCGUUUUCUCCCGAGGCUUUGCCGUGGACCUUUUAUGAGAACGUUUGACCAGUGAUACAGAGACUGGACUCUGUUUAUCAUGCAUCCUUGCACUUUAUUACAAAUGCCAAGUCACUCACCCACCAUUGCACCUUAUACCAAAUGGUGGGUUGGGCCUCACUUUAUGUGUGCAGGAAGCUACGUACAUUUGUAUGUGUUCAUCUACAAGUCCCUUUUGGGUAAACUUCCUCUUUACCUCUGUAGUCUGG
Molecule: messenger RNA, 1260 nt
Organism: Salvelinus sp. IW2-2015
Lineage: Eukaryota; Metazoa; Chordata; Actinopteri; Salmoniformes; Salmonidae
Source: RefSeq, a predicted model, not a curated record